AUGACACUCAUUAAGUCUGGGCGCCUCAUCCACCAAUAUGUUGUUGAUGUAUAUUCUGCGAUCGAGGAAGAUCGUCUUCGAUGGCAUAGGAACAAUCAAGACGUUCUAAGGGCUGAAUUAUACAGUAACGUUUGCGAUGCAGUCGAAAAAGGUGACACGGAUGCAAGGACGACAGUUUGGGAAUCAACAAUGACGGUAAACCCAAAUUGGAAAGAGAUAAAAGACCAUCUAGCAGCAUACGGCGGUGAUAGCCCGAAUGAUAGACCAGAUAUUGAGUGCCGAGUUUUCAAAAUGAAACUAGACCAGUUGCUAGAUGAUUUUAAAAUGGGUACAUUCUUCGCCCCCUACGCAGCAGAUAAUGCUUCUGUCAUCCCUUAUAACAUAGAAAUCCUGAAGAAGUAUGCAGCUCAUAUAAAUGUGGAAUGGUGCAAUAGGACAUCCGCUAUCAAGUACCUUUUCAAAUAUAUCACAAAAGGAGUCGACAGAGCGACAGUUCUGAUUGAGAAAGGCCCCGACCCACCAAUGUCCGAGAAAGGAAUCGACCCCCAGACAUCCGAGAAAGGCAAAGAAAAGUUGGUAGUCCAUCUGGAAGGUGAACAUAAUAUCACUAUCAAAGAUACGGAUAACCUAGGAAGAGUUAUACAAAAGCCAGGCAUUGAAAAGACUAUGUUUACCGAGUGGAUGGUUCAAUGCAGAACAUCCGCGUUCGCCCGCACCAUAACGUAUGUCCAGAUUCCUGAGUUCUUCACAUGGAACAAUAGCUCAAAAGUCUGGUCAGAGAGAAAGAGAGGAACUUCAAUUGGUCGGGUUGUUACAGUACAUCCCACUUCAGGCGAUCGUUAUUAUUUGAGGAUACUGAUAAACAAAGUGAAGGGCCCAAGAAGUUAUACAGAGCUUAAAACCUUCAACGGUGUCACAUAUCCCGAUUUCAAAAGCACUUGCUGCACACGAGGUCUUCUCGCUAACGAUGCUGAAUGGCACGAAAGUAUGGCCGAACUCAACACAUGGGGUACACCUUCUCAGCUAAGAGAAAUGUUUGUCACGUUACUUAUCUACUGUCAUGUUGCUAACCCUAAGGAAUUGUGGGAUAAGUGCAGGAAAUCCCUGAGUGAGGACACCCUCUACAAGAAACGUAAGGAAUUCAAACACCCGCAGUAUACAUUACUUGAACUCGAGAAGGCUUUGCGGAACCAAGAACACACCCUUACUGAUUUCCCAGGAAUGCCUACUCCUGACCUCUCCUACUUAAAGAGCUAG
Brassica oleracea var. oleracea is the source of this 1257-nucleotide messenger RNA. RefSeq lists its product as uncharacterized. Lineage: Eukaryota; Viridiplantae; Streptophyta; Magnoliopsida; Brassicales; Brassicaceae. The transcript is spliced from 4 exons. Bases 1 to 1257 code for a protein of 418 amino acids. The record is from RefSeq and is a predicted model, not a curated record.